GCCAUUUUGAGUUUUACCAACUGAACAUCACAAACCACGGGAGCGGGUGAGAGAGGCUCUGGCCGUGACCGGGCAAAAUUACCUUUUCUCCUUUGAAUAGCCUUUUGGGAUGCAGCUUCAGGGUGAAAUUGGGCGUUAGAUGUUCAGGUUUGUUUCACUUGUGAUAACGGCUUGGCGAAACGUGGGCAUCUUUGUAAGUUUAAACUUCUAAAUUAGUGCGAUUUCACAUUAGAGUCUGGUUUGAAUGGAUAGGUUUUUUCCUCGCUCCCCCCCAGAAGAGGGACAAUCGGAGGAACACACGGACUGGAAAUAUUGCAGGGAAAGUUGUAUUUAAAAUAAUCUCUCGGAGUCGCACCGAUUCUUAUUUUUUCACUUUUGCUAGCUUCAGCUGGGCUAUCUGUGUUUUCCCCGGCUGCGGGUUGUUGUGAGUUGCAUUUGCCCCGCACUUCUACGUGGGAAAGCCGGGGUUUCAUUCAUCGGGCCUUCGUUAAGCAGAAGCCUGAGGCCGCCAACUAUCCUUAACGUUAGCAUCCCUUCACCCAGGCGCCGAGAUUGGGCGAAUAGCGAGCAAAUACGUCCGCGUUUCUCUGCCUGCUCCCCCACCGGCCUCCCUUCCUCCAUCCCCGGCGCUGACAGCAGACAAGGCCGAGGUCGUCUUAGCGCAGGCCCAGCCGCAAAGGCUCGACCUGUUUACCCCACCUCCGCGUCCUCCGACUCCCCACCAGCCUCUGCCCGCGGAACCGCCACCAGACCAGCCCGAGGGAGACAAAGAGCCCAGGCAUCAUCCCAUCCUGACAGCCGCCAACAUGAACCACCAUCACACCCAGCAGCAGCAGCAGAAAUCCGGCGAGCAGCAGCUCAGCGAGCCCGAGGACAUGGAGAUGGAGGCUGGGGACCCAGAUGAUCCUCCAAGAAUUCCCCAGAAUCCAGUCAUCAAUGGGAACGUGGCUAUGGCGGACGGACACAACAACACAGAGGAGGACAUGGAGGAUGACACAAGCUGGCGCUCGGAAGCCACUUUCCGCUUUGUGGUGGAGCGCUUUAGCAGGCUGAGUGAGUCUGUUCUCAGCCCACCCUGUUUCGUGAGAAAUCUGCCUUGGAAGAUCAUGGUGAUGCCCCGCUUUUACCCAGACAGACCUCACCAGAAGAGCGUUGGAUUCUUCCUUCAGUGCAAUGCUGAGUCAGACUCUACGUCCUGGUCAUGUCAUGCUCAGGCCAUGCUCAAAAUAAUCAACUACAAAGACGAUGAGAAAUCCUUUAGCCGCCGCAUUAGUCACCUGUUCUUCCACAAGGAAAACGACUGGGGCUUUUCCAACUUCAUGUCAUGGGGUGAUGUGACUGAUCCAGAGCGGGGCUUUGUGGAGGAUGAUAAGGUUACUUUUGAGGUCUAUGUUCAAGCUGAUGCGCCUCACGGUGUGGCCUGGGAUUCAAAGAAACACACUGGUUACGUGGGGUUGAAGAAUCAAGGAGCCACGUGUUACAUGAACAGCUUAUUACAGACUCUCUUCUUCACAAACCAGCUUCGGCGGGCGGUUUAUAUGAUGCCUACUGAGGGAGAUGAUUCCUCUAAAAGUGUUCCCCUUGCCCUGCAGAGGGUGUUCUAUGAGCUCCAACACAGUGAUAAGCCUGUUGGGACAAAGAAGCUGACUAAGUCUUUUGGAUGGGAGACACUAGACAGUUUCAUGCAGCAUGAUGUACAGGAACUGUGCCGAGUGCUGUUGGACAAUGUGGAGAACAAGAUGAAAGGAACUUGUGUGGAGGGCACAAUCCCAAAGCUCUUCCGAGGGAAGAUGGUGUCCUACAUCCAGUGUAAGCAUGUGGACUAUCGGUCAGAAAGAAUAGAGGAUUACUACGACAUCCAACUCAGCAUUAAAGGAAAGAAAAACAUCUUUGAGUCAUUCAAGGAUUAUGUGGCAGUGGAACAGCUGGAUGGGGAUAACAAAUACGAUGCAGGGGAGCAUGGUCUACAGGAUGCAGAGAAGGGUGUAAAGUUCCUGACCUUCCCUCCUAUCCUGCACCUACAGCUCAUGAGGUUCAUGUACGACCCUCAGACUGACCAAAAUAUUAAGAUAAACGACAGGUUUGAAUUCCCAGAGCAGUUACCUUUGGAUGAGUUUCUGCAGAAGCCAGACGUGAAAGACCCGGCCAACUACAUUCUCCACGCCGUGUUGGUGCACAGCGGAGACAACCACGGGGGCCACUACGUCGUCUACCUUAAUCCUAAAGGAGACGGCAAAUGGUGUAAAUUUGAUGAUGACGUCGUUUCUCGGUGCACUAAAGAAGAGGCCAUUGAACACAAUUACGGUGGUCAUGAUGACGACUUGUCAGUGCGUCACUGCACCAACGCUUACAUGUUGGUGUACAUCAGAGAGUCCAAGCUUAGUGAGGUCCUGCAGCCGGUCACAGACAUAGAUAUUCCUCAGCAGCUGGUGGAGAGGCUGCAGGAGGAGAAGAGGGUGGAAGCUCAGAAGAGAAAAGAGAGGCAGGAGGCUCACCUUUACAUGCAAGUACAGAUGGUGACAGAAGACCAGUUCUGCGGGCAUCAGGGCAACGACAUGUAUGAUGAAGAGAAAGUAAAAUACACAGUGUUCAAAGUUCUGAAAAGCUCCACUCUGGCUGAGUUUGUUCAGAACCUCUCACAGACCAUGGGUUUCCCACAGGACCAGAUGAGACUGUGGCCAAUGCAGGCCAGAAGCAACGGCACUAAACGGCCAGCUAUGUUGGAUUAUGAAGCAGAUUGCAACAAGUCUAUGAUCGACUUGAGCGAUAACGAGAACCCAUGGACAAUAUUUCUGGAAACUGUAGAUCCAGAAAUGGCCGCCAGCGGUGCAACGUUACCCAAGUUUGACAAAGACCAUGACGUUAUGUUGUUCUUGAAGAUGUAUGAUCCAAAAACCAGAAGCUUAAAUUAUUGUGGACAUAUCUACACACCUAUAUCCUGUAAAAUACGAGGCUUGCUGCCCGUUAUGUGUGAAAGAGCAGGGUUUCAGCAGGGAACUAACCUUAUCCUCUAUGAGGAAGUUAAACCGAAUUUAACAGAGCGAAUACAAGACUAUGAUGUCUCCCUGGACAAGGCUCUGGAUGAGCUGAUGGAUGGAGACAUAAUUGUGUUCCAGAAGGACGAUCCUGAAAAUGAAACCAGUGAGCUGCCUACUGCAAAAGACUACUUCAGAGACCUGUACCACCGUGUGGAUGUCAUCUUCUGUGACAAGACCAUUCACAAUGACCCAGGCUUUGUUGUGACACUGUCAAACCGAAUGAACUACUUCCAGGUGGCAAAGACUGUUGCGCAGAGGUUAAAUACUGAUCCCAUGCUCCUGCAGUUCUUCAAGUCACAGGGGUACAGAGACGGCCCUGGCAACCCACUCAGGCACAACUAUGAAGGCACUCUCAGAGACCUGCUGCAGUUUUUCAAGCCCCGGCAGCCUAAGAAGCUCUACUACCAGCAGCUCAAGAUGAAGAUCACAGACUUUGAGAACAGGAGGAGUUUCAAAGCCAUUUGGCUCAACAGUAUGUUUCGAGAGGAGGAGAUCACACUAUACCCUGACAAGCAUGGCUGUGUUCGGGACCUUCUGGAGGAAUGUAAAAAGGCAGUGGAGCUCUCUGACAAAGGCUCAGAGAAGCUGAGGCUGUUAGAAAUUGUCAGCUACCAAAUUAUUGGGGUUCACCGGGAAGAUGAAUUGCUAGAAUGUUUAUCUCCAGCAGCCAGUCGAACAUUCAGAAUAGAGGAAAUCCCUCCCGACCAGGUGGACCUGGACAAGGAGAAUGAAAUGCUGAUUCCAGUUGCACAUUUCCACAAGGAAGUCUUCGGGACAUUCGGAAUUCCCUUUUUGCUCAAGAUCCGUCAGGGGGAACCCUUCAGAGAAGUGAUGAAGAGAAUUCAGAGCAUGCUUGACAUUCAGGAGAAGGAGUUUGAGAAGUUCAAGUUUGCAAUAGUGAUGAUGGGCCGGCAUCAGUAUAUCAAUGAGGAAGACUACGAGGUGAAUCUGAAAGACUUUGAGCCACAGCCAGGGAACAUGUCGCACCCGAGGCCUUGGUUAGGGCUCGACCAUUUCAACAAAGCUCCAAAGAGAGGUCGCUACACGUAUCUGGAAAAAGCGAUCAAGAUUCACAACUGACAAGCCCCCGCUCUAACCGACCAUACUAAAGACUUUAACCAAACCUGUUGUGUGCACCACUUUUAACACCUGCUGUCUGGGUACACAGGCACCAUGUAUGAAGUCUUCAGCGAAUGGAGUGACUGCUGAUGCUCCUGUUUUCCUUUUUGAGGCUGUUCGAUUUGGCUUCUCUAACUAUUUACUGCCUAUUUGUCUGGAAGAAUGAAUUGGAUUUUAACAAGAAAGGGGAACAGUAUGUCCUAGACUUUUGUUUUGAUUUAGAUAUUUUUUUUGUUGUUGUUGUUUUUUUUUUUUUUUUUUUUUUUUUUUUUUUUUUCUUUUUAAGUUUGUUUUAAAAAAAAAAAAAAAAAUUUGUUACGGCAAGAAAGCUGCUGCAUUGUGAGGUGGAGGCGAUGGAAAGAAGAGUUUUGUCAUUUGCAGAAGAUUGAAAGGAUUCCUCCAUCCUUCAACAAAAAAGUUCACCGCAAAUGGCUGAGGCUUUUGCUAGUUGCCCUGACAUGGUUGUCUAUUUUCUGGUCCCUUAGUGCAACUAGUCAAUUUUCAUGUUUACACCAUUCUUCUUUCUCACUUAGUUUAGUUGGAGAAAUUCAGUUUGUCUUCUCUGGAAAUCCUGUAUAAUAAAGUAAAGAGCCACAGCAUCCGUUUUAAAAUAAAUAAAAAUGAAAUAAAUUGUCUGUUCUUCAUCUUGCACGUUGGCACUUAAUAUCCAAGGUUUUACAUUUCUCAGCGCUGUUAAAUGUAAUCUUUGGUUGGAGUUUGAUUUGCAUAUCCCUUUGGUUUUUUAUCCCUUUUUUUUCUCUCCCCAUAAAGUUUUGUUUUCCCUGUUUGUUAGCUCCUGUCACUGGCUGUGGGAUUAUUCUGAUGUUAAGGGAGGGGUCGCUUUGCUGAUGGCUCCAGAUUCAUUGUACUGUUUGUUGGCACGAGGCUACAGACGUAUAGAAGACUGGUUUGGGACUUAGAGAAACCAGCAUUAAUGAACCAAUACCAUUGUUUGUUUUUUUCUUUAAGCACAGAAGGAAUGCUCCCUAGUGCAUAGUUGGCUUUGUAAAAACAAUUAAAAUUGUAUAUUUAAAGAAUGAACAUGUAAAAUUAAAAACACCGAUUUGUUGGGUACAGAUCAAUUCAGAUGUUCAUAUUCAUUGUGUAGUUUUAUUUUGGAUCCUGGCAGUUUCAUUUGGUCAUUAUUUUUUUCCCUUAACUAAUUGCAACAGUUUGUCUCGUUUAAGUGCAGUACAAAGAAGACCUGCAGAUCACAACUAUCUUUUUUGAUUUCUUUUUCUCUUCAGUCUAAUUCUUCUGUGUAGCAGCAGUGUACGACAACUCUUCCUGUAUAUUGCCUUUUUGCUGGAAAAUGUAUGUUGAAUAAAAUUUUCUAUAAAAGCUACCACCAUGGCAUUGUAUAUUUAAAGAAUGAACAUGUAAAAUUAAAAACACCGAUUUGUUGGGUACAGAUCAAUUCAGAUGUUCAUAUUCAUUGUGUAGUUUUAUUUUGGAUCCUGGCAGUUUCAUUUGGUCAUUAUUUUUUUCCCUUAACUAAUUGCAACAGUUUGUCUCGUUUAAGUGCAGUACAAAGAAGACCUGCAGAUCACAACUAUCUUUUUUGAUUUCUUUUUCUCUUCAGUCUAAUUCUUCUGUGUAGCAGCAGUGUACGACAACUCUUCCUGUAUAUUGCCUUUUUGCUGGAAAAUGUAUGUUGAAUAAAAUUUUCUAUAAAAGCUACCACCAUGGCCCUUGAAGAAUUGUGACUAGACACUGUUCAGAUUGUAAUGCUGUGCUUGUCAUGUAAUAUGAAGAUUUCAGUGUGUAUAAACAACAUGCAGAGUUCUCAUUACGAUAUUGCACAGACACGUUUCAGUUUUAUUGUUAUGACAGUUCCAUUUAGAUGCACAUAUGACAUAUUUGACAUUCUAAAAAUUCAGACUACUUACAGAAGUAAAAAAGAAUGCUAGUCAGCUUUGGCAGUAUGGUAAUUCAAAAAAUGAGUUUUGAAAGUAUGAUUUCCAUUAUUUUAAUUAAGAGAUCUUGUUGGUUCUAAAUUAAGUGUUCUCAACCUUUUUGACUCCAAAGCCUCCCAGUGCCCACAGCAAUAUUCAAUGACCCCAUGACUUUUUCCCAGUUUUUUUGUAGUAUAUACUAGAUGAGGAUUUUAAAAAAAAAUUUUUUUUUUUUUUUUUUUUAGAUGCAGGGUUGUACCC
Sinocyclocheilus anshuiensis is the source of this 6313-nucleotide messenger RNA. RefSeq names its product ubiquitin specific peptidase 7 (herpes virus-associated) (gene usp7). The transcript is spliced from 31 exons. NCBI's taxonomy places the organism in Eukaryota, Metazoa, Chordata, Actinopteri, Cypriniformes, Cyprinidae. Gene Ontology annotation, cellular component: cytosol; nucleus. The coding region runs from base 807 to 4118 and encodes 1103 amino acids. Gene Ontology annotation, molecular function: protein binding; cysteine-type deubiquitinase activity. The record is from RefSeq and is a predicted model, not a curated record. Gene Ontology annotation, biological process: protein deubiquitination; regulation of protein stability.